This is a messenger RNA of Paralichthys olivaceus (Japanese flounder), 5466 nucleotides long. RefSeq names its product calcium/calmodulin-dependent protein kinase kinase 1, alpha a (gene camkk1a). NCBI's taxonomy places the organism in Eukaryota, Metazoa, Chordata, Actinopteri, Pleuronectiformes, Paralichthyidae. Gene Ontology annotation, cellular component: cytoplasm. Gene Ontology annotation, biological process: protein phosphorylation; intracellular signal transduction; positive regulation of protein kinase activity. Gene Ontology annotation, molecular function: calmodulin binding; calcium/calmodulin-dependent protein kinase activity; ATP binding. The record is from RefSeq and is a predicted model, not a curated record.
UGUGUGAGUGUGUGUGUCUGUGUGUGUCUGUGCUGUCGACGUGAGACAAACCCAGCCAGUCAGUGUGUUUCCAGCUGUUUGUGUGCAGCUGCUGUGCGCGCGCUGCAACAACAGGCUCAUCCAGCUGUGGACGCUCAGCCGCUGGGUGUCUGCCUCAGCCGGGGGGAGGCCGGAGUGGGCUGGUCCGCUCGUGUUUUCCGGAAGAGAGGGUGUGAAACAUGGGACAGCACCUCAGCAGCUGAUCCCACCGCACGCCUCGCGGAGGAAGUCAGUGCUCUGAUGCGUGUGAGUGAGUGUUGAGCAGUGGGGGCUGUGAGUGUGUGUGUGUGUAUGUGUGCGCGCAGAGAGGGAAUCCACAACCUUGUCACCGAGCGGGACAUCCCUCCCCAUCCCUGUGACCGGAGCGAUCAAAAGGGGUUCGAACACACCACAGCACUCGUCUCUGGCUCUGGUGGGACCCUGAACAUUCUGACCAUAGGCCAACCAAUGUCACGUUGAUGCUGGUGGGCAACCCCCAGUAUUCGCUCUGCCACCUGCUCCUGCACUGCUCCCAUCUUCCCACUGGCCAUGGCUACGAGCAGUGACCCUGGCUGCGAGAGGCUCGACCCUGACUGCGCCGAACAGGCCGCCAGUCUCACGGACAUCAUGGCUGCCAUGACGACGAAAGAUUCAGACGGUUCAACUGCCAACGGUGUUAGAAAUGGUGGGGCUCAGCACGAGGGGGCUCAGGCCAAGAGGUCUCAUCCCCCUCACCUGACUGGAAGGAAGCUGUCGCUGCAGGAGAGGGGCACUUACCUUUCAUCAGGCUCUGCAGGAGGCUACACACACACCUCUCCUCGUGUGGUUCGCAGGCCCACGGUGGAAUCCAAACGUGUGUCCAUAUCUGACUCUCAGGACUGCAUCCAGUUGAACCAGUAUAAACUGAAGAGUGAGAUUGGAAAGGGCUCCUACGGUGUGGUCAAACUCGCUUACAACGAGGACGAUGACAAACAUUAUGCCAUGAAGGUGGUGUCCAAGAAGAAGUUAAUGAAGCAGUGUGGUUUUCCACGUCGCCCACCCCCAAGAGGACCCAAGGCAGCCCAAGGGGAGCAGCCCAAAAUCUUAGGACCCCUGGAGAGGGUCUACCAAGAGAUCGCCAUCCUUAAAAAACUGGACCACAUCAACAUUGUCAAGCUGGUGGAGGUGCUGGAUGAUCCUGCAGAAGACAACCUUCACAUGGUGUUUGAGCUGAUGCGUAAGGGUCCAGUGAUGGAAGUGCCCACAGACGAUGCUUUUUCAGAGGAGCAGGCGAGGUUAUACUUCAGAGACAUCAUCCUGGGUAUAGAGUACUUGCACUAUCAGAAGAUUGUCCACAGGGACAUCAAGCCCUCCAACUUGUUACUGGGGGACGACGGCCAUGUGAAGAUAGCAGACUUUGGGGUUAGCAACCAGUUUGAGGGCAACGAUGCUUUGCUGUCCAGUACGGCCGGCACUCCAGCCUUUAUGGCCCCAGAGACUCUGUCAGACCAGCGCAAGAGCUUCAGUGGAAAAGCUCUGGACGUGUGGGCCAUGGGAGUCACUCUCUACUGUUUCGUCUUCGGAAAGUGCCCGUUUAUUGACGAGUACAUAUUGGCCUUGCACAACAAGAUAAGGUCCAAGCCUGUGGAUUUCCCAGAAGUACCAAAGAUCAGUGAAGAGCUGCGGACUCUGAUCUUGCGGAUGCUGGACAAGAACCCAGACACCAGGAUCACCAUCCCUGAGAUCAAGAUGGACCAGUGGGUGACCCAGGGAGGCAGUGACCCCUUGCCUCUGGAGGAGGAGCACUGCUCUGUGGUGGAGGUGACGGAGGAAGACAUCCAGAAUUCAGUCAAGUUUGUCCCCAGCCUCUCUGCAGUGAUUCUGGUAAAGGCCAUGCUGAGGAAGCGCUCCUUCAGCAACCCCUUCGAAUGCCCGAGCAGGAGAGAGGAGAGGUCCAUGUCUGCACCUGGCAGUCUGCUCAUAAAGGGAAGCACAGGAGACGGACCCAGAGAGGGAGAGCUGGAGGACCUGCAUGAGGACGAGCCCUCGUCUUGAGUCUGCCAUCCACAGAACUCCGUCCUCUUUACAUCCCUGUGCUUGAACCACUGUGCGCUCACCUCUCACACUCAGGCUUGCUUUCGUUUUUUUGCUUCCAGUCGAUCCUUUCUUAUUCCCCCAAUUCCCUUCUUCACUGAGGAGUCGCCCGGCACUUAGUUUGAUCGUCUCACCUGCUCAACCACAGACACGAGGAAGUGGCAUCAAUGAACCAAUGAGAGGAGCUCUGACAAUUUUCUGGAUCAAAUUAUUGUUGCAAAAAAAGACAAGGAAAUGUUUGAAUUUGCAUAACACUGUUUUGUGCAAGGAGGGGGGGACUUUUUAACUGUAUGCAUGGUGAAUAUUGAAUAUUUACGCCCCAUCAGUCAUAUUCAACCCGAUGAAGAGAUGAGAAAGGCAGCAAAGACUUCAGCAUGUAAAUGACACUAUAUUAGGGCUUUUGAUUUCUGAUCAGUGAUCAGUCAUUUUUAAUAUUGUACAAAGAUGUCUUAAAGUAACUUCAGUGUUAUCGUCUCACACCCUCGUUGUGUAUGUGCCAUCUGUAGCUUUCAUUUCGAAGGCGGAGGUAAUUCCUGUGCUGCCUUCACAGUCCUGGUUGGACGUCAGUGUGAUGUUUCGAUGUGUGUAACUAAUAAUAUUUUAAUUAUCUGAUUAUGAUUUUUUUUUCAAAUCUAUUGUUUGAUGUUUGUUCUCGAACACUCAUCAUUUCCAAUCACAUGGAAUUAAAUCAACCUGUGCAGCAUCAUCCAGGUGAGGUGACAGAAAUAUUUAGGGUGGGUGAGGUCAUUAAUGUUAAUGUGGGGAGGGUGGUCACAGUUUAGAAGGGUCUCCUUUUAUUAAUAAUACCCCAAAUACAGUAUACUCUGUCAGCUCUUUGUGAGAAUGAUUUUUAGAGAUUUAAUCAAAUAGUCAUUAUUAUGGCAUUAUUGUUCCAUAAAUAUAUUUCUAUUGUUUAAAUGAGAUCACACUUUAUUCUAUUUAUUAUUUGUUAGUUAACGGUUGUAUCAACCCAGUACUAUACAAUGUGUUGGUGGAGGGUGCUGCAGGUUUCAUUUGUCUUAGUUGGGGUCCACACAACAAGGCUGGGGACAGUUUUAAGAUGUGACCCCCCCUCCCCCACUCUGGUAAUUGUUGCACAAUCCCUUAUUAGGGUUAGGGUCAGUCAAGUUUGUAGAGCUGGGAAAUAUUGGGCUAAUGGGGUAGUUUCCUCAUUCAAGCCCUUUGUUUGCUAUUCAAGUUGGUUGGCUAACUUUAAGGGUUAGUUGUGGUUGUUUUUUCUGAGCAGACUCGACCCAGCUGAGAACAGCUCUGCCUCCACAGCAGCUCUGCCUCAGAUAACCUCAGAUUUAUAUUAUUUAUAUAACGCUGUUCGUCCUCUUUUUUUUUUUUUUUGCUGCUCUGGCACUUUGCCCCCUGUGGGGAAAAGGAAGCCAGAGUUUGUCUCUAAACACUUGAACUACAGUGAGAAAGGAGCUUCUCAAUGUUAUGAUGAGGUCCAGGCUGCCAACAAUAACAGCAGCAACAAGCUGAACAGAAACAGGCAGCACAGCGCCUCACCAUUCUCUUAGCCUUGUUCUCGGUAUUAUCCAGUGAAGGACAUUAACUGAAGUGCAGAGGAUAGAGAUGGUGUGGAGCGAUCUGAAUGGAAAACGUGUUUCACAUGAAGUUAGCGUCAGUGUUUCUGGGUUUUUGACGUAAUUCACAAAAAUCGACUUUAUUAUCAUGUGGCUCCUGGGGAAUGUAGAUCUUUAUAUCAUUUUUUACUCUUUCAGGAAAACAGUUGAUGCAUGAAUAUCAUUGUCUAAAAUGUCUUUGUGUGACUUUGUGUCUACGGAUUGUGCUCCUCUUUUGUGUUUUCCUGUCUGUGUUGAGGGUCAGGUGUAGUAAGUGACAGCGGGGGGGGGGGUUUGCAGAGUAACCUUCAAUGAAGGGCUGAACGAACCAAAAAGUAAAAAAUGUUGAAAUAUUCCAUUUUAUUUCCUUUACUACUGUGUAACACUCAUAAUUUUUUUUCUUGCUGUGUCCAGCUUUACACUGUGUGUUGGAGGACUCUUUUGUGCAUGUUUUAGUUGUUCUUGCUAAAACAUCACUGAUAUUUAAAUGCUUGCACUUUUCCCACUUACACAUACAUAUUGAAAUUACUGCUUCUACUGGCACCUGCCAGCCACGACACACUGUACAGUUAUCAAUCCAGAGAAAAAACUGUGUUCAUCUGUAAAAGACCAUAUUUACUGUGUUUGUAUGCUCUCAUAAUCUCCUGUGCUCUUUGAUGCUUUACUCUCUGCAUGUCACAGAGCUGCUGCUUGCUUUUUGAGAAUUUUUACAAAAUGAAGCUCAAAAUAUGUUUCCGAAACGUCUUCUCCUGCUUGAGAUGAUGAAACAGCUGCAGCAACUCGACUGGUUUUGAAUAAGCUGGUUUUGGUUUGCAUAUCUACAUGAUGACAGACUUGUGAAAGGUGUACAACUCUGGAGCUCUCUGGGUUUAACUUCUGAAAUGAUGCAUAACGCCAAAGUACCGUAUGAGCCAGGUUCAGAGCUCAGGAGCAGCUUCGACAGUCUCUUCAAUCACCCAGCCAACAAUUAUCUUAUCAUAUAUUAAUACCUCAAAUAUCAUGAAUUUUAAGGAAAUUUAAACAAGAUGACAAUGAUUUUUUUCACCAUUUAUGUUUAUGUUUCAUUCAUCCCUGAACUGAAAUAUAUGAGCAAAAAGGUUUUCACCUUAAGAUCUGUCCUGCCUUUUUUUAUAUAACAUAUCGGAUUGAACCUGAAUAGCUGUUAGCCAAACAAAAGCUGAAGGGGGUGUUUUUGUGAGUUUUUUUUAUAGGAACACCAUCCAUGCGUCCAGAACCACUUUUAGAUAUCUUCUUCCAGUCAUGAUUUAAAAAGUAUAGCUGAUCCUGGUACAAUCCAUAACACUUUCUCAUCUUGGUUGUUUUUUUUAAAACUCCCUCUUCAUUAAUUUUGCUGCAGGUCCCUGGGUAGAGAAAACAGUCUUAAACAUGUAGGGGACUGCAGCUUUGCCAGAAGUCGCUCACAUGAAAUUCCCUAUAGCUUAGUGCAGCGACAGCAGUGAGGCACUAAGUGAAUGCCUAAUUUCUCAUGAUUUCGGGUGACAGAGGACUGUGGGAGAGCGAGUGAGCACAUGAAGUCAGGGGCCGUUCGAGUGGCUGCUGUGUAUCUUAUGUAACUGUCCUGAUAUCUGUGUUGAAGGUGUUGUUAACGUUUCUGGAUGUUUCAGUCUUGUGUGCUCCUCUGAAUGUGCUCACCCGCCUGCAUAGGUCAGUCGUAUGAAAACAGACGCAUGGCACAUCCCUAUGGAAUGCAGUUUUUGCAAUGUAAAUAUGUACCAAUAUAUAUAUAAAGAAGCAAUUUUUUGCUUGCUUUUAUACACCUACACAUAAUCAUAGACAAUAA